AUGAAUAAGAUUUGGAAGGAGUAUAGGGCCCCCAACGGGAAGAAGUAUUAUUACAACACUGAAACUAAGAAGACGACAUGGGAGAAACCUGAAGCUGCCAAAAGAGAGGAAAUUGAGCCCGUUUUCGUGAUAAGAUUAAUGAAUGACUGGAAGCUGGUGAUAUGUAAUAAUGGAAUGAAAUACUACUUGGACAACGAAAAUGAGCCUACAAAAGAGUUGAGUGAUGAAGAGUCUUUGAGACUGAUAGAGUUAUUUGAUAAAGAGAAGCUGGUAUGUUUGAUUGGAAUUGCUAGAGGUUAUGCUAUUGAGAAUGUUGAAAAGAUAUACGGUAAUAUCGUUGAAGAAGUAGAAUUUUUGAAGGAGGAUAUGAAGAAUGAACAGGAAAGACUAAAAAAAGAGGCGGAAUCAGAAGUUAGGGAAAUAGUACUAAAAGAAGCAGAAAAACCUCGUAUGAACUUAGUAGAAGGAUACGAUUCAUCAGAAAGUGAAGAAGAGGAAGAAGAAGAAGACGACUAUGAAUUUUUGAAUAAUGUUGCAGAUGAAGGUCUUAGUGGGGAUAAAGCUAAGUUUAUGGAGUUAUUCGAUAGGUAUGGCCUGGAUAAAUUUUCUGAGUGGUCUAUGGAAAUGAACAAAGUGUCUAAGGAUCCCGAUUUUUACUUGGUGACUGACGACCAAGAACGAGAAGAUCUCUUUGAAAGAUGGUGCAGCGGACAAGGCAUCCACUCUACUAGUGAUGAAGAGGCAAAGGAGGGAGGAGAACCUGAAGAGCACGAAGAAAGGCCAUUAGAGCCCACAAAGUUCCAUUACUUGUCCCAGAUAGUUUCUAAAAGCGAGAUUAGAAGGACAACCAUAUUUCAAGAUAUUAAAAGGCAAAAUAAGAGGUUAUUCAAAGAAUACAAGAUCAAAGAUUUCAUCGAAUCCUCGAAAGAACAGGAAAAAUUUGUCUCCAAGUUACUCUUCUAUUAUAAGACGUUCCCACAGGUAGAAGACCGUACCAAACAAUUCAAUGAUUUUCUCCGGGAGAAAAAUGCGAAUUACACCUCCAUGUCAGACAUGAAUACACUUAGUGAGCACAUCAAGCGCAAUGACACGUACGCCAUCGAGACGACACUCUUACAAAUAGAGUGCAACUUCCCACAGGAUGUUCUCUCAGAUGUUCGAUACUAUAUACUUGAUUUGAAACAGAAAACCAUCGAAUUAGUGAAAAACAGUCACGUGAACGAGAAAUGA
Molecule: messenger RNA, 1230 nt
Organism: Kazachstania africana CBS 2517
Lineage: Eukaryota; Fungi; Ascomycota; Saccharomycetes; Saccharomycetales; Saccharomycetaceae
Gene: URN1
Product: Urn1p
Exons: 1
Coding region: 1-1230 (409 amino acids)
Biological process (GO): mRNA cis splicing, via spliceosome
Cellular component (GO): U1 snRNP; U2-type prespliceosome
Molecular function (GO): protein binding; RNA binding
Source: RefSeq, a predicted model, not a curated record